UCACCAUGUGGAGCUGCCUCUCACCUGCUUGUAUCCAACCUGUUCAUGGCUGCAGGGAUGGAGAACAUGCUGAAAUGGUCUGGCCACCAGCUGCACAUCACCUGGCCUCUCCAUCUGUAACUCUCCCUACUUCAGUAAUUCUGACCAACAGCAGCAUUGGAGAAGAUGGGGGCAGAGAGGCGGAGAAGAGGAAGAAGAAGGAGAGGGAGAGGGAGAAGAAGAGGAGAAGAAGGGGGGAGGAGAAGAAGGAGGAGGAAGGAGAAGAAGAGGAACAGGAAGGAGAUGGAGAUGGAGAAGAGGAAGAAAGAAAAAGAAAUUUGGGGUUUCAGGAGUAGGUGUAAAUUUUCCUAGUAGAGUGAACAAAUCCAAAGAGAAGGAAGUCUGCUGUAAUCUGGGCUUUUCCUUCUCACAGCCAGCAGCUGGGGCUGCUAGAAGUAGAUCAUUUUGAAAUAUGUCCAACUAGGGGGGAAAAGACCAUUUUAAAGAUAACUUAGGGCAGAUCCAAGAGAGUUGUGAUGCAGAAAAUGGUAGUUGGGACAGAUUUCUUGCCAGUUACGGGAAAGAAAAAGGAAACAGCAGAUCUGGUCUAGGACAAUCAACUCAACAUUGAUUGACCACACACAUACACUCUCUCUCCCUCUCUCUGGGUUCUGACAUUGGGGCCUUUGUAGUCUAGAGAGGGAGAUUUUAUUAAGCAUUUUAUUUCAAGUAUAGUUUAAAGCCUUUUGCUUAUUUUAUUAUGUUUAAUCCUGUGGCAGAGGUACUAUAAUUAUUCUUAAUUUUGGGAUGAGGAAAGGGAGGCACAGGUAAGUAAAUUGCCUAAGGUUAAAAAGCUAGCAAGGGAUGGAGGCAGGGUUCUAACCCAGGCGGUCUGCCGUAGGCUCAGCUCCGUUAACCACAUCUUCGCCCAUUUCUUGUAGAUAACUACAGUACAACGUGUGAAACACCACGAUAGGGAGGAACAAAAUGAACACACUGAGUGAGAAAGGACCAGUGGGAUGUCAGUUCACCUUAGUGAGUGUUUGCCCUGGAGAGAAGGGAGGGGAAAGACACUUCAAGGUGAAAAGCUAGGUGUGCCAAGUCCAGAUAUGGUCUAUGGGCAACUUCAGCCAGGACAAUUUCCUGAGUCAGAGGGAUAGGCUGGGUUGUUUCAGAGAGAAAGGCAGAAGGAGGGGAAAGAAAAAGAGGGUUUCAGAGGAUUUGGGGCUGGAUUUGAUAUAGUCAGUGAAAAGGACUAGAGCCCCCUGAGGCCUUUGGCUUGGGCAGAGGUAUUCGUUUCCUAAGUUUUGUGCACGUUUUGAGUAGUGAGAUUAGCAGAGAGAAUGUGCAUGCAUUGGGAGCCGUAGUCUUCUAUGCACAGUGCCCAGACUCCAUUAAGACAUCGCCCCAAACCCUUGGGGGCAGGCAGGGUGACGGUCACUUGCAAUCUGAUGUCUUGACUGUCGAGCUCGGCUUCUACUGCACGAAUCCCGAGCCUGAACUUCGCAUCCUGAGCAUUUGUUGCGCAAGAAGCCAAAGGCUGGUCCCUGGCCCGGGAACGUCGCCCGGCCGGACGCGCGGGUCCCGCCCUGGGUGCCGCCCUGGCUCGGACCAGAGCAUCAGGUGGGGCCCGGGGUACGGUCACCCGAGGCUGAGGCAGCCUCUCCUGGACCCGACCGGCCGCAUGCAGUCCGUCGACAUUCUGGCGGGUGAUCCCAGUGCAUUUACAAGCUCCGACCGGGUGGAGGCGGCUUGGUGGGGGAGACCCCAAGGGCGCACGCAGCACUCCAAUCUCCUCCGCACGGAGCGGACUUUCUAGCGCGCGGGAGCGGGACACUCCCUCCUGGGCUUGGCCGCAGCGUCCCAGGGACACGCGGCAAGCCGGCAGGCACCGGCCCCGGCCCCUCGGGUACUGCCCUCCCGGUCCCCCAACUCGGGGACUACAAGUCCCAGCAGUCCCCGCAGCCGGCACCUCCCGCCUCGCAGCGGAGACCCCCGGUCAUCCUAGCGGAGGGGCUCCGGCUGCGCUCGUGGCCGGGCCGGGCGGAGAGGCCGGUCCCGCGGGCGGGGGCGGGGGCGGCUCAGCGGCUUCUCCCGCCGCCGCCGCCGCCGCCGCCGCCGCCGCCAAGGGGAGUUUCCAGGAAGUGGCCAUAUUGGAUCCAUUCA
Messenger RNA from Orcinus orca (killer whale), 2145 nucleotides. RefSeq lists its product as uncharacterized. The coding region runs from base 6 to 335 and encodes 109 amino acids. NCBI's taxonomy places the organism in Eukaryota, Metazoa, Chordata, Mammalia, Artiodactyla, Delphinidae. The record is from RefSeq and is a predicted model, not a curated record. The transcript is spliced from 2 exons.